GAAGAUUUGAAAACGCACGAAUUUUCACGACUUGUGAAUGCAGUUGUCCAGUAUUUCCUUUUACAUAUCGUUUUAUCUGUUCUCUGAACGCCGAGAUUUGUAGUUUCUCUCAACUUCUUGAGGAUGGCGGGCGUAAAUUUGAACGAAGUAGCUUUAAAUUUAAAAAAUACCCUUUCACCGGAUGCAAACGUUCGGAGGCAAGGUGAGUUCAUUUUUUGGUAGGUUUCAUGUCACCAAAAAUUACCUUUGCUGUCGCUGUUUUAAUCAGCCAAGUGCAACUAAAGAAAUAGCGAUGCUUUUAAUAUCUUAAGUAUGCGUAAGUCACAUAUAAAAGUUACAGUAACCGUUACUUAGUAACGGGAACAGAAAAACUUUCGUAGAGAUCUAGAGCUAGAGUUUAAAAAAGUACAAAUGAACGACAUUCGAAAAGCAAAAAGUUGUCUUUGUAAAGUGACUUUAUUGUACCAGAUUGUGACCCUAGGCCGUGUAGGCCCUUGUUUUGGGUGCGUGGUUUUUGAGAUAGGAAGGGAAUCAAUUUAAUAGCCGUUGAUUUGGCAGUAACUAAUGCUGAAGAUGGUUACCACUUGAAAAUGUUAUCAUCAGUUUUUGCAUGCAGUCGUUUCACGAUGAUCAUGGAUCAGACGUACUUGGGCGUUUGACUUUGUGUUACAAUAAUUGUUGAAAUGAUCACUAUUGCUGGGCAUAUUUCUGUAAAACUGGCAAGUGCCUAAGAGCCGUUAGGGGGUCAUCUUGGGGCAAAAUAUUGCUGACUGGUGGUCAAAUUAGUCAUCACUUACUCAUGUUUAAACUUGCCCUCCUCUGCUUUUAAACAGGCACUAAAACUGGCCAGGGAUUAAAAAUACCCAUUACUUAUUCUUUGAAAGUUCAGAUUCUACUUGUCAAACAUGACAGUCCAAGUCUGAUUGGCACUUGCCUUACACAUUACAGAUGAAUAAUUUUCCUUUUUUUACAUUACCCCAUAGGCAAAAAUAAGAGAGCAUUGAUUUCAUCCCCCAAUUUAGCAGUUUACAUCAUUUAUAAAGACUGAAGUAUAUUAUUACCUUAAAAAGGUCUUAACUUCCCAAGGCUUCACUUAAGAAUGUCCCUAGUGACUCCUGAUCUAAUGUAAAACUCUCCCUUUGAUUCUCAAGCAGGUUUAGUACAAACCAGAGGGAGAAUUUAGCAGUUUGUCAUAAGUCAUUAAGAGCUUUAUUCCAGGCACAGGCAAUUAUUUAUUGUUGGGAAAUGAAAAGCUCUAACCUAUGAAAUCCAGGGUGCCUGCCAGCAUUUUCAGUUCAAAAAAUUUCCUUAUCAUCUAAGGGCAAAAGUUGGUUUAAUACCAGGAGCAACUGGGUGCUGCUAGAGCACAACCCAGAACUUUUUUCCAGCCUCUUCAAGGUAACACAUUGUGAGUUACUGUGAUGAUAAAAGAAAUUAGGGGAAAUGGAAUACAUCUUUUAUGUUGUUUUGUUUGUUUCUUUUUCUGUUCAUGGUCAUGUGACAUUCUUAGAGGGAUUUUUCCUUUCUUAUAAUAGCUUAUACAUUCAUGUGCACAUGACUAGUGUGAAAUUUAAAAGGAACAAUUCCCUGAAAGUAACAUCACCUUCUCUGAAAUCAUAAUGGGAAAACAAGCAGACUUACCCAAAAGGUUAUUUGAACAGGAAAUUUUACCAAAUUGAUUUAUUCAGAUAUAGGUUUAUACUUGUGCUGAUAAAGUAAUGUUGAGUCAGAAUGCAGAUCACAGACUGCAAGUUUGCAGACUGUAAAUUAAAUGACACAGAAAAGAUUUUAAUAACAGUGAGGUCUGCAUCGUCAAAUGGCAUACGUGAAUAAUUUGUACACGUGACCAAGCCUCCCCUUUACUUGUCAUGAACAUGACAGUCUUGCAACAGUAUACAUUUAAUAACAGCGACCUCAUUGUGAAGAUUCAACUGUCUCAUCUUGCGGUUCACAAUAACAAUGUCUGCUCGUUUUAGAUUAUUGUUGUUUGAUAUGAUUUUGGCAUCCUCUCUUUUCUUAUAACACCACUAAGAUGAAAAUAUUUUAAGCAAUUAUUGGAUGAGGUUCUUGUGAUAUCCGAAAUAAUCAAGGUCGAGGUAAGUGUUAUCAGCUGAGCCGAAGGCUGAGGCUGAUAACACUAACCGAGACCUUGAUUAUUUGGAAUAUCACAAAAACUGAAUCUAUUAUUGUUUUAUUAUACACUGUUUUGAAGAAAACAACAACAAACACACCGUCGCAAGGAACCUGACUUGAUAUUGUUAUUUGAAAUCAUGCAGUGUGCACGCAACCUACAGAUUAGUCAGUUAUCUGCUCGCAGAUAACUAACUAAUCUGUAGGUUGUGCUGAUCUCCAAAAUUAGCUGUAGGCUCGUAGCCAAUGAGAAGGUAGAUAGUACAAUGUAUAAUAAAAUAUGUUAUUUGAAAGUAGUCAAUAAUAUCCUUGAUCUGUGCAAGUCAUUUGUAAUGCAACUUUUGUGAACUUGGUUUGGCCUAUAGCGGACUAUUAUUUAGACAAGUAUCUAAGCUGGCUACAUGUAUGUAUUAUCAAACAGCUAUGAUCUAUUAAUAAGAAGAAAGAAUCCUAGCUGAAAUCUGAAGCUAUCACAAUAGUUAGUGAUACAAGUCAAGGCCAGUCAAAAUGAGUUCACUGGUAAAUAAUAUUGUUGUUAGGGCAAAGAGACAAAGGAAAUUGAGAAUCAACCUAGGCUAAAAAAUUUUAACCUGAAUUAAACUCAUCACCAAUAGAUGAGCUUGGGCGUUGGUGCCUACAAAUUUGGUGGAGCCGGGCAAUGCUCUAGCAUGAGAAGGAGGUAUCCAUGGCAACCCUGCGAGCGGCCCCCACCAGCACCGUCACACUGAACAAUUCAGUGGAAUACUUACCGAACAAUACUUACCUGGCCCAUACCUCAAGAGGGAGGGAGGGAUGGGAAAAAACCAAAGCACCAAAUGGUACGCAAAGAGCAAGCUAUUGCAACAACAUUUUGCGACGAACUGCAAGCAAGCAACUGGGUAUAUUAUAAGUCACGAGGUGCCCCAGCUAGAGGCAUCGGGCUUCCCCUAGUAUAGCUGGGGAAACUGCUGACCAGCAUUGCUUCGAGGUUAAUUUUGCCUAAAUUACAUUUAGCCACAUUAUAAUUUUAACCUGUAACACACUUUAACUCCCUGGAAAGCUAUUGGGGUGCCCUCAAUAAUAUCGCAUGAAAGACUGCUGGCGAGCAUUGUCUCAAGUUUACCUUCUGAAUUUCUUUUAAAGUGCUUGUCUUUUGUGUUGUUCAUUAUAGCGGAAAAGUUUCUUCAGUCAAAUGAGGCAAAGGAGAAUUAUAAUGUUUUAUUGCUGCAACUAGUGGCUGAAGCUAGUACAGAUGGCCUGAUCAGAAUUGCUGCUGCAAUAUCUUUCAAAAAUAGUGUGAAGAGAAACUGGAGAAUUGUAAGUUUUGUUGUCUCACGUAAAACAUAUUGCUCUACACAAUGAUUCCGGUAAAUUUAUUACCAACUGGAAAAUAAAUGUUCUAGGAAGUGAAUAUUCAGUAUUAAACAGUAAGUAAAUUAUCUUGUUGUGUUGUUUCAAAUUAGGUUGAGGGAGAACCAAACAAGAUCAGUGAACAGGACAGAGAAAUAAGUAUGAUAUUCUUAGGAGUGUUGCUUAAUCAGUGAUAAAUUAUUAAUAAUAUAUGACAGACCACGUAUACUUGCACAAAUAUAGAAAAGGUGCUUCAAGGUUUCUAUAUUAUUAACUUAUCACAUGAUUGCCUAUCACAUUAUGUGAUAAGCAACAAUGUUUCUUCAUUUUGACCUCCUUUCUACAGGUUUAAGCUUAAUAAAUGCAAUUUUGCUUCGAUCCCUCAGGGUGCAAAGAAAGUCAGUUUUACAGCCUGCCAUUCAGGCAAGCUGUAGCUAGCAUGUACUAGCCCACAAGUCAUUUCAACUAGCCCCCAAACCAUUUUUGAUUCGCAGGAUUGAUUACAAUCCUUCUGUAAUUUGAAUUUCCCCAAAAAACAGCACUUGCCCGUCAGGAUAAUAAAAUCCACUAGCCCCGGGCUAUCAGACACUACUUUCUUUGCACGCUGAUCCCUGCAUGGGCCUUGUCACUUGUUUCAGUUUGGUGUUUUUUAGAUUCUGUGAUUAAGCUCACACUGUUCUUUUUUUUGUAGUUAAAAGGGAAAUUGUUGAUUUGAUGCUUAGAAGUCCUGAGAAGUUACAAAAACAAGUAACUGUUUUUCACUGUGUUUUAACAUUGUUUUCUCUACACAUUUCUUAGACAAAUUUACAUUUAUUAUUGUGUUGUAUUCAUCGGUGGCAUUCUCUUAUUUGUUUGUUUAGCUCAGUGAUGCUGUCAGUGUGAUUGGAAGAGAGGACUUUCCUGAUAAAUGGGAAACCUUAUUGCCAGUAUGUAAUGAUUCUUUGAUUAUAUCCUUGUUGGCAUUGUGUUCAGGUAUACAUGUAUUAUCUUUGGUUUACACCUAAGUGCUGCGUCAUCAGUUUUAAUUAUAUUUUUUUAGGACAUGGUCGCUAAAUUUAAGAGUGGAGACUUCCACAUAAUAAAUGGAGUUUUGCAGACUGCCCACUCAUUAUUCAAAAGGUGUGUAUUCCAUGUGCAUACCAUGUACUUGAACAUGCAAAGGCAUGUGUCACAGUGGUUUAGUCCAUUUAGUUUAGUUUAAUUGCCAAUUACUUGCAACAAAAGGUAACAUUUGGCUACAUGCAUUAAGUGUACUAAAGGGGAAGUUGAAUGGGCAUAAUUUUUUUUAGAUCUCCCCACAACAUUUUUUGACAGAUCCCUUUUCUUGGCAAAAGAAACAACAUGAGACCCUUGAUUAUGAAAGUCAUGGUUAGAGUGCUGGACUUGUAAUUCAGAGGCUCUGAGUUCCAAGUCUGGCCUUGACCGCUAGCUGGAUUUGUUCUCGGUAGUGUCCCAAGUUCAAAUCCACGGCCGCUCUUGUAAAUAGCCAACUGGUUUUCCUCUUACCAGUUGGGAUUCUUAACCUUGUUAUUUUCUAUUUAAAUUUGUUUGUUUCAUUAUUCUUGAAAAGCCCCAUAGGGGAGAGGAUAAUUAAGUAUUUAUUAUUAUUAUUUUUAUUGAUUAAUACUGGGUGGUUGGAAAAUGGGUGGAUUUAGUGAGGUUAGUAAGUAGUAAGAAUAAUUGCUUGUUCCUUGGACCAUUCUAGAUACCGUCAUGAGUUCAAGUCCCAAGAGCUGUGGACUGAAAUCAAGAUUGUUUUGGACAAGUUUGCUCAACCCUUGACAAAUCUUUUUAUGGUAGGUUAAUGGCCAUCAUCUCUGUGUAUGGCAGUUAUUGGUCAGGGUAUGUUGCAUAAAUGUAGUUCUUGUAUCAUUUCAUGUGUGACAAAAUUAUCUUUUUAAACAGUGGAUUGAACUGGCUUUAUAGAAAGGACUUGUGUCAUUGUGACAUGAUGUUAAAUGGGAUGUUUUUAACGUAUGUUGUGGUGAUGGUUGCUUAGUGGCCAUCUGGUAAAGUUCUUAGUAGCACACAUCUGACAGUUUGCUGAAAGGCACGCACAGGUUCAAACUCUGGCUAGGGAUUUUUAACCUUUAAAGCCCCAAUAUCCACAUACUAUUUCUCCAGACUGAUCUCUAUAAUUUCCUUAAAGAAUUAGUUGAGAGAAUAUGAUAAAAGAUCAAAGCAUUUUCAGUGUGCAAAGAAAGUCGUGUCUGAUAGCCCAGGGCUAGUGGAUUUUGCUAUCGAGCUAGUGAUUUUUGGUCUUAACUUACCCAACAGGCAAGUGCUCUUUUUUUGGGAAAUUCAAAUUACAGAAGGAUUGUAAUCAAUCGGGCUAAUCAAAAAGGGUUUGGGGGCUACCUUAUUAUUGGAAAUUAACGCGACUUAAAUUAACACAAAUUUAAUGGAAAACGACAUUCGAAUAAAGAAAAUUAACGUGAAAGAGGAGGUAGAAUUUCAUAAUAAAGGAAAUUAAUGCGAUUAAGACAUAGUUGGUGGUGACAACUGGAACAAAUUUAUUCAACACUGGAUGCAAAAAAAUUCAAAACUGAACAAAACUGAUCUGACAUAACUUCUGACAGCGACAACAAUGAAGAUGAACUCAAAAUAUUGUAAACCUUGCCUUAGCUUUUGUGAAAGAUGAAAAAUAUAGGGUAAAUGUCCAAGAAAGAAAGCUUGUAGUUAAUGUUUUUUAGUUGUCAAGAAUGUCUUGAAAGGUUCCAAAAUUGAGGUUAAAAUACUGGAAAUUAACAGAGCAGAAGUUAAUGCUGCACUUAUUUAAUUUAACGCCGCGGAAGUUAACACUCAACAAAAUUAACACAACUUAAAUUAACACUAAUUUUAACGAUUCGCGUUAAUUGAUAAGGUAGUUGAAAGUACUUGUGGGUUAGUUCAUGCUAGCUACAGCUUGCCCAAAUGGCAGGCUGUAAAACUAACUUUCUUUGCACCCUGAUUUUCCUUGUGCUGAUUAUUAAUUUUAUUAACUCUCAUAGCCUUUAUCUCGAUGAUGAAUUGCUGUUGUUAGGAGAAAUGUAAUAUUCAGUUGUAUUUUUAUAAUCAAACCGGCAAAACCUUGAACACUUGAAAUACAUACAUGUAUAUAUAUAUGUCAGGAAUGUAUAAUUGUGUUACAACCAGUAACAACAAAGUUCAGGACAUGCGAACUAGUCACAAAACCACAAACUAAUUAACAUUCUUGCUUGCAGUUUUAUUACACCUGAUUGGCUUUUUUCUUGCAACACAAUAACAUUCCAGAAAUAUUUCUGGUGUUCAUGGUUUUUGACUGUUUAAGUCUCUUUGAAAUAAUGUACAUUGAUUUUGUUAUUCUCAAUUUUUGUAGAACAUAAUGGAAGAGGCUAAUAAGAGUGCGUCUGAUGUGUCCAAACUUAAAGAUAUUCUCAGUUCUAUCUUGCUCAUCUGUAAGGUCUUCUACAGCUUGAAUUUUCAGGUGAGUUGGCAUUUUACAGAAUUUAAAGCAGUGUUUUUUCUCAAGCUACUUCUUUUUUUUUAAUAUUUAUUUAUUUUGCUUCUGAAUAAAAUGAGAAAGGUUUUACACUUCCAUUAACAAUCAUAGCUGAUCGGAAGAGUGUGACUGAUGGGGCAGAGAUCUGUGCCUCAAUAACAGGAAACUGACAUUCCAUACUGAUCAUAUAAAAUGUGCUGUGGUUUGGGUCUAUAAUUGUCUCUUUUGUAGCCUGCAAGCAAGCUCUCCAUUUGGGGGUUAUCAUGAAAAGUACAUGCGCGAGUGGCACGCGACGGGAGACGCGGCAACGGGGGGUGGGGGAGAGAAAGGAGAGCUCGCGACUAUCUCUCACAAAUUUUCAUUUCCAUUCCAGAAACCCCAGGACUCUGUAAAGUGUGAAAACUGUCACCACAAACAUGCCGCAAAUUAGAAAAGUGACAACCGCCUGUCAAGUUUCCUUUUGAGUCGAGAUUUUUUUUGCCGUUCUUCCAACGAGUCACCGCACAGUUCUUAUCUCCAUAGUUGAUGUAGAGCUCAGUUUAAGCUGCAAUCCAUUCUUCGAAAAUUUGGAUCUGUAAAUCACUAUCCGUGAGAAUUUAGCAUUCUGCUAAAAACACUAACGUGCUAGGCCCAGCGUGACAAAACUUUGAGGAAACCAUCAGAUUCAGUGACAAAAGAAAAUCGCUGAAUAAAUAUUUUUCAGAUCCAGUAGGCAUUUUUGAGAAAAUCAGACAGCCUAAAACCGUUAUUUAACCGCAAUGAAGAACUUUGUGUUUCAAAAAAGGUAAAAGAAAACGCUCUUGCAUUAGAGGGCAAAUCAUGCCCACCAGAAACAGUUACCGCAGAAAAUCAAUAUGCAUGUCACGACCUCUCAGUAUGUAAUAAGUGGCAAAAUCACAUUUGCUCAGUUAAAACUUAACCCUCCAGGGCAUAAUCUAUCCGCCAGACACAACAAACAACAUUUUGCACAAGGUAAAAGUUGACACUUUCACACAGCUUUGCGAGAAUUACACCAAACAAGCCCUUCUGCUUUGAGGACUGAAACAAGUUUUCAGUUCCAUUAUGACUGGCCUGAGGUCCAAAUUUGACUUUGAAUGAACAACCACACAGACGACAGUUAUCUCUCACAGAAGGAGAGAGGUAUUUCCCUCCUUUGCUGGUUUUCUUUUUCUGAGUGAGCUCAGUGAUCGCUCGACAUAAAAAGUGUUUUGUCGUGUUUCUUCAUUUCCCGCGAAAAUUUAGGGCAGGCCAGCUAGGCCUGUUAUCAAUCAACUUAAAUUUCCGGAGUGUCAUUUUUCAGCCAAUGGUACAUGUAUUUCCCUUCGUUUGGGCAAAGUACUUGUAAAUGAAAAUUUAUGAGAGAUCAUUGCAAGCUCUACUUUCCUCCACUGCUGCUCGCUCGCGCUUAUCAUGCUCGGGUGGCUCACUUUGCUUGGCCAAAUGGAGAGCUUGCUCGCAUGCUAUCUCUUUUGUUACACAAGCACUUUUUCUUUGCUGGCUGAUCCAUGUAGUUGUCACCAAAACAAUAACAAUUUGCAGAUUGCUUCACACAACCAGUAUCAGAAUUUAGGCAAGUAUUCCACUGAUUCUGACAGUGUGGCAUUGUUUUAAAUGUAGCCUCACUUAAACCCAGCAGAUAAAUUUUGAAAUUAAUAUUGCAAAUCUCUCAAUAUUGUUUUGGAUAACAGGACUUGCCUGAACACUUUGAGGAAAACAUGGAUAAAUGGAUGACAAAUUUUCUUAUCCUCCUUACAAUAGACAGUAAAAAACUUAAGAUAGAGGUGAGUAUUAUUUUUCUCCUUUCCAGUUCAGAUUUAACAGUCUUCAAAGCUAUCAAUAACAUAUUAUUAUAAUAAUAUUAAUAUUAUAAAUGAAGUGGUAUUUAAAACAUACAUUGUUGAAAUCUUGAGUUAGUAAAAAAAAAAAUUAACUCUCAUGUGUCUUUGUUUCCAGGACACGGAUGAGACUGAACCAAUAGAUCUGAUCAAGUCACAAAUCUGUGAUAAUGUGGCUCUUUAUGCACAGAAAUAUGAUGAAGAAUUCGAGGUAGAAAAAUGGCUUCUAAUUUUUGUAUUAUAAUAAUUAGUAUAGGUAAUAGCAUGAUUUGUAGUGAUAUUUGGCAUAAAUACCACGAGUGAUAUUUCGAAAUUGUUAUACGUAAUUUCACGAGCCGUUAGGUGAGUGAAAUUUGAGACAAUUUUGAAAUGUCACGAGUGGUAUUUAUGCCAAAUAUCACGUGCAAAUCAUGCUAUUAUUUGUUUAUACUACUACCCGCAAAAGGUUUGUAAUUUUCACCUGUAGGUAUUUCAAAUUAAGCUGAAAUACCACUGCUCUAAGCCAAUCAGAUUGCAGAAAUUUCUCAUGUAGUAGUAUAAUAAUACUAAUUAAUAAUGAUUAUUAUUAUUGUUGGUUUGCAUGUGACAUAAUCAAAAAAAAAAAUUCAAACUAAGAAUCACCAUGAGGAGAAUGAUGCUUUUCUAUUCAGUGACUCAGGUGGCUCAGAAGAAAGAGCUUUAAGUUUGAUGUUCCUCCAAGGGACACCAAGAUGGAAACUCUCUACAAAGCACCAUUUCUCCAAAUAACUUGCACUCGGUCUCUUUAAAAGGAGCGUCACUAUUCCAGUGGUAGCCUGAGAAAACAGCCAACUUUUCGUGACACCACCACUGCUUUCCCUGCAAAAUGACAUCUGAGAAACAAGCACAGAAAUUCCAUACUGAAGAUGCGACACUACCCAGAUUUGGCUAUUGCUGCUGAUUGGUGUUUCCGUGUGGGAAAUUUGCUUCAACAAUCAGAAGCACUACUCAGGUCUGGAUAGUGAUGUAUCAUCAUUAUGCAAUAUCUGCACUUGUUUCUUAGACCUCAUGUUGUAAGGAAACCAGUAAGAAACCUUUGAGUGAAUGUCAUUGUAAGCUGAAGCUGACCACAAUUUAUCCAACCAUGCUUUCCUUCCUUGUUACAAUGCUGGAAAAAAACACAUGUAACACUUACACAAUAAGGCAUCAAGGGUAGUGUAUCAAAACAAGGUCCACUUCAUCCUUGUUUCACCUUUAACUUUUGCCAGAUGAAAGGUUUGAGGUCUGAACUAGAUUUCUGUUUGGUUCUUUGUUUCACCCUCAUAUUUAGUGAAAUCUUCGUCUUUUUACUCUUGUUUGGUUUCAGGGUUACCUGCCAAAGUUUGUGGAGGCAAUUUGGCAUCUCCUUGUCUCUGACUCAACUGAAAAAAUAGCAAAGCAUGACAUUGUAAGUAUCAGCAUUUGUCUGAGGUUUCUAGUGUUCUUCUGACUUUGGUAACCCCAGAGUUCACCCUUCACCCAACCCCCCCUCCCCCCAACCCCCAUGCUGACCAAGAAGGACCCUGGUGGAACUUACAGUAUGCACAUGUUAAGUACAGUGACUGUCACAAAGACAAACUUGGGGGAAUCUUGUCUCAUCUCUUCUGUUAAACACCACUGACAAUAAAUACAUAGAAUGAUGCAGGUUUUGGUUUUUAACUUUUAUACACUGAAGAAGCCCAAAGAGGAAAACAUUUUGUACAUUUGAAUAAAAACAAAGCAUAUGAGCAAGUGUUAUUGGAAUAGACCUCUUUCACAUCCUAUAUCCUAUUGGAUCCUUACUCACAAGUGGCAUCCUUUGUUGGUAAACUUGAUAUUUUUCAUCCACUUUAAAAUGAUGACUGAAUAUACGAACGUUACCAAAAAGGUUUAGUACAGGAAAUUCCAAAUUCAGAGCAAAACAUUUGAGUCUCCUCACAACGCUGAUGAAGUGUAACUGAUUCACACAAAAUAUUCAUUUCUUUUUAACCAACUGCUUCGUUUAAGUGAAAGGUGGGUGCCUGGGAUACCCAGGGGCUUCCACUGUGGCCCGCCAGCCCCUAGAUAGAAUAGAUGACUUGCACUAAGAGGUCACGUGACCAAUGCUUCCUUUAAACAUCGAGUUGGAAUCUUUAAUUUCUGAUGCCAAAAAUUGAUAGAGCACAUAAAAAUUAUCUUACACCCGAAAUUUGAGAGGAAAAGCAUUUAAGGGGGAUAUUUUAUGGCACUUUGAUUUUUCAGCAAAGUAAUAAAAUUUGUAUAGGCUGCCAUGUUGGAGGGUAUACUCUUGCCCUCCAACAUGGCGGCCAAAACUAGUUUUUGCUUAUAUCUUGUUAAACGUUUGUUAGUUUCGCUCAGAUGUGCUGCAAACGUUACUACAUCAUCCUUUCAACAUUUUCCUUGAAGUUUUAGUGCACAUUUUGGUCAUGUGACCAGCUACCAACUUACUCAUUUUAAGAAAAUGGCGCAGGUUUGAAAAACCAAAUCACUAUUAUUUUGUUCAAGAUAUGACCCACUAAUCGUUUUUCCUAGGAAAAAUCAUAUAACUUUCAUUUUCAUAAAAACGAUGUUACAUGACCUCUUAGUGCAAAUGGCCUAUACUGCCCCCAUGGCUAGCAAAUCCCCGCAGCCCAGCCAUGAGCCCCCAUUCCAGGCACCCAUCUGAUGAAACAGUGGAAGGAAUCAAAAUAAGGGAUGGGAGGGGGGGAAGACACUAAAUGAACUGCUGCACAGACCACUGCACAAGCACUCAAUGAAGAACUCACUUAUCCUACCAGUGUACAAACUUAAGCUACCAUGUACCAUGUGAGCCUGCUCUUAUGGGAUUGUCUGCUAGAUGCCCGCUAACUCGUGGGCCACUUGACCGCUAAGCUUGUGGACUGCUUGACCGCUUAACUUGCGACCCACUUAACUGCUAAGCUUGUGAACCGCUUGACCACUAAGCUUGUGAACUGCUUGAAAAAAUUCAGGCUUGUCUCUGUGAUGCCAGCGCAGUACUGUAAUUAAUUGAGCUAACAAGCCAACUGGGAGCUGUUCAUAAAAUUGGUUAAUAAUAUACGGUACUCAGGAAAGAUGAAGAUGAAAUAAUGAAUAUAUGAAGUUCUGUGAAUGAUUUUGUUUGUGUGUUCUUAAUUAUUUGCUUAAUUUACAGGUUGUCAGUACGGCAAUUGGGUUUCUUGCCUCUGCAGCAGAACGAAGCAACUAUAAAUACCUGUUUGACAAGCAAGAAACUUUAAAAAGUAUCUGUGAAAAUGUUGUUGUCCCAAAUGUAGAGUUUAGAGGUGAGUUGUGAGAUUGUUAAGUACCUAUAUGAUGAUGACGAUGAUGAUGAUGAUGAUGAUGAUUAUAUCAUGUUAACGUAAAUAUUUUCCUCCCUUUUCAGAGGAGGAUGAAGAGGUUUUUGAGGAUAAUCCAGAGGAGUACAUCAGAAGAGAUAUUGAAGGAUCAGGUUAGCAAACAUUAAAAUGGUUCUGACCUGUGUGCAUAGUGCAUUUGUCACCUUUUCUUGGCAAGCUUCUCAGCUUCUCAUACUUGUUCAUAAAUAACAUUAUUUCUUAUAGAUGUUGACACACGACGACGUGCAGCCUCAGACCUAGUCCGAGCACUAUGUAAAUUUCAUGAGCAGCGCGUCAUAGAAAUAUUUUCUCUUUAUGUGGGCACUAUGCUUCAGGUUUGUGUUUGUUAAUUUUACAAUGUAGCAGGUCCAGGCUAUCAAAUUCUGUCAUUUUUUCAUUAUUAUUAUUACAAACAUUAUUGCAAAUGGUCAUUUUAAAUAGGGGUCUAAUUUGCUCUGUCAUCGUGCAUGUUAUUAAGGAAAAUCAUGAGCAUCAAAUUUGUUUAAUCACUAAUCACUUAGGUGUGAUAAAUACUGUCAAGUAUCCUAAUAAUGCUGAACUCAAGGCUGUCAACAGCCAAUCAAAUCAGAGAACCUUUUUUAUACUGGACUGUUUACUGUCACUAUUUUUUUUUUAGCAAUAUCAGGCUGACAGCGAGAAAAACUGGAAAGCUAAAGAUGCUGCAAUAUUUCUUGUCACAUCACUAGCAAGCAAAAAGCAAACUGCUAAGGUAAUCUCUUCCUGUGCUUUGAAUUUAUUAGUUGCUGUUGUUUGAUGAGUUGCUGAAGGUUGUCAAAGAAACAUGUCGGAAAUGUGACAAAUAUCCUAUGUCUGUUCAUGCUGCCCUUCAGUAGCAUGAUUAAAAAUAGAAAUAUCAUUCUAAUGAGGCCUUAAACUGCUUUUUUGAAACAUAAAAUUGAUAUCCAAGCUUUUGCUGAUCGAUGGCAUUAUCAGGGAUGAGAAAAUAUUCUUUGUGUAAAACGUGAAAAUGAUGCAAAGUAUGUAUGUAAAGUGUAGAAAUAAAGAUUUUGAAUAAAAUUCAACAGUGUAAUGACUAAGUCUAUCUACAGACAGAGUCCCCUAAAAUGCAUUAAAAAAGUCUCUAAAAACACUUAAACACAAGGUCUGUAAAAAUUUGCUACAUUCCUAACAGGAAUUGAGGGUAAGUUUUUACUUUCUUUAAAAUGCCUCUUAUAGGCGUCGAUUUGCGGGGUUGUUUUUAAUCGUAAUAAUCUCGACUUUGAUGCCUGUAAAGCCUUUGUUCUGGCAGAAAUAGAUAUGUUUUUUUACAGAGGAGUUUUCGUUAUUGAGAUGUUCUUUUAUGUAAUCUUGGAUCCAUGAAGCAUGUCAUCAUGCUGUUGAUCAGUGAAAGCUUGGAUCUCAAUUUUAUUUUUGAAAACAGCAGUUUAAGGUCUGAUUAGAAUGAUAUCUUUAUUCUUUACAUGCUUCAGGUUCAGUUAUCACUGGAGAGAAAUAUUCCCCCUCCUGGCUGAUAACUUUUUCUUUAACGGGAGUCAAUUUUGUUGAUUUUAAAUUAUGACCGUCAUGGUAUUUUUUUUGUAUUGUAACAAAUCUGUCUUCUUUUUCAUGUUUUCCCCUCAGCAUGGGACAACACAGGCCAGUGAACUUGUCAAUUUGCAAAGCUUUUUCACUGCAAAUAUUUUGCCAGAAUUAGAAAUAAAGAAUGGUGAGUGCUGAGGGUAUUUUGUUCAUAAUUGGUACAGUCUUUACUAAUACUGGUGAAUCCUUGUUUACACUGAUUUUUUGCCUCCAACAUACCAAAUAGUUUCAGAGAAAUUCUGUUUUAAAAUCCCCAAAAUUUACAAAGAGUGUAUGACGCAAUUUUUGCAAAGAGCUGAAACUUGAAGAAACUGCUCAAAUUAUCGGAGUUUUUUAAUUUUUGAACCUAAUUUACAAGUAUAAUUAUCUACAUGUUUUAUGGACUUGCUUGUUUGCUAAUAAACAAAAAUGUUUACAAUGACCUCAGCAUGGAUUCACCUUGUAGACCAAUCUCCACUUUACCAGUGUGGAAGUCCAGCAGUAAGACUGAGUGAUCAGAGUGCUGCACCUGAAAUCCUGCAGUCCUUUAUUUAAUGAAUUUUCAUAUUAUAAUAAAUUAUUAUUACUACUAUUUAUGAGAUCCUACCCAGCUUUUUGGCCUUCUUAUACAGUGGAACCCUGCCUUUUGAUGACCUCAUAAUAAACCUGUUUAGCUUGUAUGUUUUGUUUCCCAGUUCAGACCACGUGAUGUUCUCCAGGGAAUUUGCCUUUUGUCAUUCCUGUUAUGUUCCAUUUUGUUUCUGGAGUGCCUUUAAACUUGCUAAAAAGUGUGAUUAUCCACUGACUGAGGAACGAAGGAAGUGGAAAACGUUUUUCUUGCACACAGCUGGGGGUAUGGGUUCAAGUGUUUAGGGGAUCGUUAGGUAACAUGGCAUUUCAGAAUUCAGUUGUUUUUGUUGCCAUCCUGAUUUGCUAUGGCCUUACCUGCCCCACCUAACCCACCCUUUAUGUGUUUUCUGGAUUGUUGUAGCAUUUAAAGUAGUACCUUGCUUCUGGGUACUCUUGUACCUAGUCUCAGUUUCUUGUCAGCCUUUUUAUUAGCUCUUGUUUUGUGCUGCAAUACUGGUAAUUUGUGGUGUUGAUAUUAAAGGUUGUGCUGCAUGGUUGGCUUUGCAUGGCUUCCAGUUGUAUGUGAGAAAGAUCAAUGCACUUGCUUUCACCAUGAACAAAGCUAUUCUCAUUUCUUUAGUUACCUUUUUACUCCCAGUUAAUUAGCAGUAAAUUAUAGUUUUCUUCCAUUUCAGUGGAUGAUCACCCUGUCUUGAAGGCUGAUGCCAUCAAGUACCUCAUAGUUUUUCGAAACAUGGUGAGGUUCAAUCAAGUCUUUGUCCAAUUAUCUUUAACAGGUUUUUUUUUCAGGCGGGAGUACAACAUCUACCUGACAACACUCAACUUUAACUGCAGUCAUCUCACUACUUGUAUUACUUACCUCAUGCCUGCAUGAUAAUAAUGAUAAUAGUUAAACCCAUCGCCAACAGAUGGGUGUGGGGAAGGUGCCUGAGUAAACUGAGGUAACCAUGACUACCCUGUGAGCGGCAACCAUCAGGCACCCUUACAUUGAGAACCUACCAGAGGUCGGGAAGAGUUGGGAGCCAAAAGGCUUUGACACAAGCACAAGCAAAGAAAACGCAUUCAAAAUGACCUGACCUCCAAGAGAGCGCUUCAAAAAUACUGGGGCCCUGAAAAAGCCCUAAGCGUACCCCACAUAGGAUUAGCAAUGGAGACUGCUGGCCAGCAUUGUCUCAUGUAUAACCUCGCCAAAAUUACAUUUAGCCACAUUAAAUAAAUAAUAAUUUAGAUUAGAAGGGUUGUAGAGACCUAAAGCUCCUAGUCAAAGCUUGCCCUCUAGAUAUUCUAUCCAGCUUGAAGAUCACGCUGUGUGGCAUGAACAAUAAUAAUAAUAAUUGGCAAAUACAUGUGUAAGAAUGUAUUUUGCCACAUUGUUCUUAACUAAUAUUACAUGUGGGUGAAAAAAGACAUUUGCCAUAAGUUUCAAUGUUGACUAUUGCUGCUGUUCAUUCUCUUUAGUUAUCCCGUGAAGUGCUCAUCCAUUGUCUGCCAUUGCUUGUCAAUCAUUUGACAGCCAAGAGUCAUGUGGUCCACAGUUAUGCUGCUCACUGCCUGGAGAAGCUGUUUACUCUCAAGAGUCCUGGAGGAGGAAAGCCGUAUGUGACCAGCUCAGUUGUUAAAUGAGGAAUUGUUUUGUGGACUUAGGGAGCCUUAGCAACCACAGUGGCCAUGCGGCAAGGAAAUCAAAUCAAGCAAUAGGUUUAAUUUACAAGAAAAACAACAACUUUAUAUGCCCGUCACACUUUGGGUACUUUUUUUGGUCACUUCAUACUUACAACAUGAAGGGUCCUUAUGCAACAAUGGAGGACAACAGCACAUCAAGAAAGUUUUUUCUUUUUUUGAACUUGAAUGCAGUCUGACAAGAAUUCAACUCCAGGAAAAUUCUGGGCCUACAUUUGACAACUGUCUGUGUUCUUUUAGCAGUUUUGUAAAGCAUUUUUUUUUUAUAGAAAACCAAACAGUUGCAAAAAAUGAAAAGGUUGGGUGUCUGAUUUGAUAAAACCAACAAUGCAAUGUUACAUUUGAUAGAUAAUAAUAUUAUAACAAUAAUAAUAGUAAUAAUAAUAAUUUUAGUAAUAUUUUAAUAUAAUUAUUGUUAACCUUUGCUCGUUGUAGAAUCCAGAAGACUGAAGUUGAACCAGUUUUAGAGAGCAUGUUUGUCAAUCUCUUUAAUUUGUUGCAAGUACCUGGCUCCCAUGAAAAUGAGUAUGUGAUGAAAGGUAAUGUUUGCAGAAGGAAAUUACUUCUAAUUUUGUACUAUAAGUUGUAAUUUUUCAGAGCAAAAAUUGAUCAACAAGAGGCAACUAAUCUCCGAGAACAUUUUAAGAUCCUUAAGUUAAUGCCUAGGAAAGUUUGAGUGCCUCAUUUGUGAGAUGUUGUUGAUUAAGAAAAAGAGACCAUCCUUAAACAUUCCAACCGACUCCACUCCAGUAAAACUUUUCACUUAUUUCAUUCUUUUAUUCCUCAAAUUUAAUGUUGUGUUUCACACCUUCGUUUCCUAUUAUAUUGUUUCAUAGUCUCUUUUAUUUACAUUUGAAAAUGGUGACAUGUCAUCGCCAAAACGUCAUGUUUAAAUAGCAUUGCUUUUUAUCCAAAGAUUGGAUGACUUUUUAAACUGUCCAUAACCUAAAAAUUAUUUGAAAAAGUCUCUUUUUGUUUGAAAUGCAAAAUGGUUUUGAAUACAUUCUUGUAGUCACGUUUUCUUUUAGUUAACAUAAUGAAAAUUUUUAGGUUCUAGAUACUUUAAAUAACAGUUGCAAGUGUUUUAUCUGUUACCUUACAGCUAUCAUGAGGUCAUUUUCAUUACUCAAGGAAGCCAUGUUACCUUACUUUGAAGUUCUAAUCAAUAAUCUGGCUUCAAAGCUAAUGCUUGUCAGCAAGGUAAAAGACAUUUUUUGUGGCAUAAUUCUUUUGGUGAAAGGGCUAUCUAUAAAAUUUUGAAGGACCAAAUAACUUUGGCAUUCUUCAGUAGCACUUUUUUUUAAUCCUAAAGAAGCAUUCUUUGCUUUAUUACUGAUUACUCUGAAUUAUGGCACCCUGUAACAGCUUCUCUGUUUGCUCCCAAAAAGAUGCCAAACUUAUUGAUACUUAGGCUCGGUCACCAUGGUGCAGGGAUGUCUUUAAGAGACGGCUGUUGCCUAAUUUCACCAGGAAAAAGAGCUUACCACCAGCUCAAACUGCAAAUGAAAACAAAGACAUAGAGGAAUUUUAGAGAUGCAGUUGAGUAAAAAAGCUGUUGAGUAAAAAAGUCUUGAGUUCAGCUCUGUGGUCAAAGCCAUGUGGUGUGUCUUCCGCCAGUCAGUAUUCUCACUGGCUUUUUCAAAUAACUGGUUCCUGUCAUUAUAUGUGGGCCACAAUAUAAAGCUAAUGAUCAUGUUUACCCCGGUAUAGUCUUGAGCGAUUUAUUUAUUAAUUUACACUCAACAGCAUAACAGACAUAGUUCCCACAACAAAAUGUACAACUUUUAUACUACUUCUGUAACUUACCCUUUUUAAAUGUUUUUUUUUUUCCAUCAUUAUAGAACCCCAGUAAACCACAGUUUAACCACUAUCUGUUUGAGGCAAUAUGUUGUGCUAUCAGGUUUGUGUGAUAAAUUCAAAGGUUGUGACUAGAAUGUUCGCCCCAAUCAAGUUAUUGUCUUUUAAUACUUAAACUUGGUUUAGAAGUCUUAUAACUUCAAGUAGCAAAUACAACAAGGGUGAAAACAGUAUGUAUUAUAGGGCCUGUAGCCACAUUUUUGGAAUAAUAAGCGUUGUAAUCCUCAUCUGUAUGCGCUACACUAACGAGUGCUUACUUGCCAACAGUGUAUGUUUUUAACAUACUUUACAUGGCAUUGCUCACGACAUUAUUUUUGAAUGCAAACUGUUUUUUUUAACCCCUUUUAAGCCCUAAGUGUGAUCAUCAUCAAAUUUCUCCCUGUAAUAUGAAUACUAACCACCGCCUGGUUAGCUCAGUUGGGAGAGCGCCGGUCUACUGAGCGGGAGGUCGCGGGUUCAAACCCCGGCCGGACCAACACUCAGGGUCUUUAAAUAACUGAGGAGAAAGUGCUGCCUUUGUAAUAAUAUCUGCAAACGGCUAGACUUUCUAGUCUUCUCGGAUAAGGACGAUAAACCGUAGGCCCCGUCUCACAAGCCCUUGCACAUGUAUUAAAUCUGUGGGACAUUAAAGAACCCACACACUCUUUUCAGAAGAGUAGGGCACGUAGUGCCCGGUGUAGUGGCCUAUCUCACUUUCACACUCAUGUAUGGGGGCAUCAUUACUCAUUCCUUCACUACUUGUAAAACUGCACCUUAAGCAGUCUGGCAAAGUCCCCCAACCAGUGUUGUAAAUUAUCCCUGAAAAGCCCUGAGGGGAGUGGAUAAUAAGAUAUUUACAAUUUACAAUUACACUUUACAAAACACAUUGGUGAUAAGAAUAAGGGACAUGAGUACACAAGAUGAAUCUAACUGAUACUUCAACAGAUUCUCCGCACUUCUUCUACAGGAAAUGAUCGGGGCAACAAAUGAGAAUGUGAAUUUUGAUGUUAGGGUUUUAAAUAAUAAUUGAACUGAGUGUGAUUACAAAAUCAGACGAGUACACAGUGUGAGUUCAAUUUGAAAUCACAAGUAUGAUUUGAGACCAAAAUUGCACGACACAAAGUUCAAUUACCACUUUAUUAAAGCCAUUUUGAAAACUCAGAAUUCAGUCGAUAACAAUGUUUUAUUGAUCAAGUAGGCGGUUUGCUAAAAAUUAUUAGCGGAAACAAAAAGGCUCUUACAUCUCAUUGUGUAUUUGAAACAGAUGCAAUAUAGAGCACAAUUGAUGCAAUUUAAAACAAAUGAUGUGAUUUAGAACAUGAAUGACGUGAUUUAAAACAGAUGUGAUUUGGAAGAGAAAAUUGUGUGAUUUGUGAAUAAACCACACUGCUGAGGGCCAAUCAGAUUACAGGGAUCACCAGUGAUUUCAAAAUGGAUAUAAUAAAGGUUUAAAACUGCUUUAGCAGGCUCAUGAUGUUGUUGUUAAUCCUAUAGGACCACCUUGAACAGGAAAAUUCUCCCCACUACCUCUACAGGAAAAGUGUGGGGAUAACAAAUGAGAAUCUGAAUUUUGAUAUUAAGAUUUAAAGGGUUUAAACUGCUCUAGCAGGCUCAUUAUGUUGUUGAAUGAUAAUCCUAUAGAACCAUCUUGAUUUAAUUAGUCAUGAUUUAAUUUGUUGUGUUUUGUUCUGGUUCUGUUCAUUAUUAUGCAGAGUGAUAUGCAAAGAAAAUGCGUCCUUAGUGGUGGGAUUUGAAAACAUGUUAUUCCCAGUCAUUCAGGAGAUUCUGUCCAAUGAUGUGACAGGUGUGUGAAGUAUCUGUCAUUACUGGCAUUUACCUUUUCCAGAAUCACUCCACCUCUUAUUUUUCAAGGCCUGUGCUUCUAUUUUUGUUUUUAACAAAGCAAUAUUGCCCUUUGUUCAGCUUCAAGCCCAUUGGGGAUCACGUGACCUUAAACACGUAGCCCCCGUGGAAUAAUGAGACCUAGGAACUAGGCAAGGGUUAAUCAUUACAGAUUCAAAAGUUAGAAAUUAUAACAAUAAUAAUAACCUUGCAAUAACAUUGUCCAGCCGUGAAUGAGCGCACCCUCUUUAUUCUUAAGUUAAUGUAGAAAAACAUCCCAGACGUAAUAGAAAGUGAAACUCUAAUCUUCCAUUUUUGCGAGAUUUGAAUUCAGAUUUGAAAGCUCAAAAAGCAUUUCAGUUUUAAUUCUUUUUGUCUACAGGUUGUUGAUUGGAAGCUCUAGAAAUGACAGAGCAAAUUAUCCAAGAAAUGCUUUUGAGCACAAACCAGGGUUAAAUUUAACCCCAGGUUAAGUGGUAAUCGGCCUUCGAACAACUGCCCUGCAGGGAUUUUUUCUGGCUGCUACAGAGGAACCUCAAUAUAACAAAGGGCCAAGGGACUGGCAAAAUUUGUUCAAUAUCAACGUUUUUGCCAUAUAGUUUGCUAUUACUAGAGUAAAUAAAAUUGUUCGUGAAAAUACCAAGGAUUGAUUAGCAAAAGAGCUUCUCAGCUACUGUUCAAUUCCCCGCCUACUAUUUUAAAUACCCAGCAACUUGAAUUCUCAGUGAUAGCCAUGCAUUUGUCUGUGCCACUGGUUACUAUCAGAUGUUGAGUCAAGUAGAUUGGCUAAUGUGAAUUCAAUCUUAUCUUUCAAUUACAGAGUUUUUGCCAUAUGUUUUCCAAGUUUUAUCACUGCUUCUGGAGAUACGACAAAAUGAAAUUCCAGCUCCCUACAUGGAGUUGUUUCCUCUACUGUUGAGUCCUGUCCUUUGGGAAAGAAAUGGUACAAUUUGAAUUGUUGCUUGUCUUUUUGGAACUGAUUUGCUGUGGUUAAUUACAGAUUAGCCUAUUUUGGCAUUAAUGUUUUUGUUACACCUUAAUCUAGGCAACAUUCCUCCUUUGGUGCGAUUGCUUCAAGCUUAUAUUGAAAAAGCCAGCAAAGUCAUCAUUGAGACUAAAAAAGAGGUAAUGCCUGCUUCCAAAACUAAAAAAUAAAAGUAAAACAGUGAACUUCUAGGACAACAUCAUGAUUUUUGCGCUACUUAGCUACUUGGCAGACAUGUCACACUGUCUCAUUUUGCAUGGGUUUAAUGCUUGGUCCCUACCUUUCUACAUCUACUCUCUAGACCAGGGAUUUAGUUUGUUUUGCUGCAAUUAUGCUUUCACAGGGGCCGUUUAAAUGGGGGCUUACAGUAACUCCUUGAACAAAGGUGUUGUGGGAUUUUUGAGUUGUAUAAUUCAAAUGGUUCAACUUACAAACUUAAUAAGCAGGAGUGCAUGGCUAAUAGGGAUAUGCUCCAUCAGUUCCAGUGGGCCCUGAAGACUUUCUUUUGCCCUUGGGAGACAAAGAAAUCUGUUAGUUUCUGCACAAAGAUCCUAGAAUUUAUUUUUAGCUUUUCAGCUACAUUUAAAAUAUUUAGGGUUAGGGUUAGUUGAGAAGAUGAACAUAGCCUUGCCUAUUUGCAGAGAGUGUGGUGCAGCAGUGCAGGGUCUUGGCAAGACCAAAGUAUACCAAGACUGUGGCUUGGAAGGAACACUGUUCCUUAAAGCCAUUAGAGAUGUCUUAAGUUUCAAAAGAAUUACAGACAGGCAGGCAGUUUGACUCAAGUACACUUCUUUCAUGCAUCAAUCCUCCAAACACCUUCAGGCUGGGACCAUAUCUUUCAGUGUCUCUUGACAUUAUUUUGUACAUGUGUAGGGUGACAAGGGGGAAUUAAUGACAUCAUACUCAUAAUAAAUCAUACAUUUCUUUUCCCAAAAACAGAUGGGACUGUUAGGAGUUUUUCAAAAGCUCAUUGCCUCCAAGAGUAACGAUCAUGAAGGAUUUUACCUUUUAGGCAGUAUGGUGGAACACUUUGAACCGUGAGUAAACAAUGGGAUAUAUAAACUGUAUACCAUUGGAAAAUUACUAAAAAAAAGUUUCAGAUUUUGGCAGUGUCAAGGCUCUUCUUCUUUUAUGCUGAAAACCAACUUGGUAUGAUUUUGAAGAGUUGUUCUCCUUCCAAAAUUUUUAAGACAACUAGGGGCUAGUGGCAGUUUCAUUUCGUCAACAGCCAACUGAUAGGUUUUGUGACUAUUAUGAACAUUAACUGGAAAGGUACAGUGUGUAACCUACCCACUGGAUGUACCAUUACUCUCCCAAAAUGACCAAAGUUAUAGUGCAUUAACUGUUGUUCCUUUACUUUGUUAAUUGGCAGGUCAUCAUUAAAAGAACAUAUCAAGUCUGUAUUUAUGUUGCUGUUUCAACGGUUACAGAAUUCAAAAACUACAAAAUUUAUCAAAGGUAAGAAAUAUGCCACUAAUCUAUUGUUGAAUAUUGUCUAAUGGUAAUUGUAUUCAAUGGGCAAACAUUUGAAAAAAAGUUGUAUUCAACAAUCUUUUUUCCAUUCACUCAUGGGCACUUACUUGUAGCUAAAGGGCAGGGAAAAGACAACAAGUGGACACCCAUUGGUCCUUCUUUACACCUUCUUUUCAGUGAAAGUGUUUACUUCCUUUUAGAGAGACACUACUGGGACUAGGGCUGAGUGUCCAUUUUAUCCUAAGCCUAGUGUCUGUAUGUUCUGCAAUACAGUUUUUGACAAGGCUGCAGCAUCUCAUAGACAUCUGCUUGCACUAUUUUUGCAUCGAAAUUGAGUCAAGAACAUGGCAUGUUUGAUAGCAGCACUAAAGUAAACAGGAGCAUUUUGUAGGUGGUGUCUGAAAUCAUCUAAAUAUUAUCUGACAAAGGCAGCUUCCGAUUAUGUCACAGGCCACGGCACACCAUUACAGAUUGUCUAGUAACCAGGUUUUAGAGAUGCCUGGUUCAAGCUGCAGAGGUAUCUCCAAGUUUCCAUUUUAUACAGGUGUUGGCCUUAUAGAGGUGUAGAAGUGUAGAGAUCUAGGUGAAUUAAGGCACAUAACUUUAAAAAAAUGUUUUGUUAUUAUUUGAAAAUUAAUUUAUUGCACUUGAUUAUUGUUUGUUUGCAGUCUAUUUGCAUUAUUUGAUGUGUAUAUUUAACAGUUAAUGAAUGAGGCUUAGUAUCUUAUGAAGAAUUAUGGAGAUCGAGGAGGAUGUUAUCCGUCGAGGCCGUAGGCCGAGGCGGAUAACACCCUCCGAGAUCUCCAUAAUUCUUCAUAUGAUACGAAAGCCGAAUUCAAUAAUUGUUUUAUUAUUCAUUCAAAAUAAUUCCUAGUUUAAAAACAUGGCUAAAACAUGCUUACCUCCAUCGAUCCAUCGAUGUUAAGUUCAUCUUCGAUAGUGCACAUUUAGGUUUGUCCAGCUCCGCAAAUAUUCUCCAAAUAGCAGAUGUCGCCCUUCGAGUUGUCUUCUUGCUGUUCUUGCCGUGUUUUUAGCUAUUUUUUCGCCCAGUUCUUACUCUUGAAACGAGUGAAAUGGCCGCCAUUUUGUUAAGUUCACAACCAAAACAACUCAACCUCGUCCCCUGAGGUCUUCUCGGUUAACGGUGCCUUAACCUGUGAAAACGCUGCAUUUUUGACGUCAUUUCCUCGUUAAAGUCAAAAUUCCUCCAAAUUUGGUCAUCAGUAACUGGUUAUGAUGAAUUAAUAAUAAGAGUUGUUUACAGUAAAGAGUCAGGUAAAAUCACUGGCUGCUCUUUGCCAUUUUUGUUUUCUCUGCUAGGUCUACUGGUGUUCUUCUGUCUCUAUUCUGCGAGGAAUGGAGGAACUGCUCUGAUGCUGACUGUUGACUCAAUUCAACCAGGGUAAGAUACGACUUCUUCAUCAUCAAUAUUCUUAGCCUGAGAUAACAGCCAACAUUUUUCAGCUCCCAACGGCUGCCCUGUGAAAUGAAGUCUCAGGAAUGAGCGUAGAAAUUGAAGCAAAUUUUCAACCAACCAGAAGCACUAUCCAGAUCAGGGUAGUGACACUACGCUCAUUCCUCAAAUGUCAUUUCACAGGGCAACUGUUGUUGAUGUCGCAAAAUGUCAGCUGUUUUCCCAGGCUAUAUUUUUGUCACUUUCUAACAGUCUGAGGAACUGUGCUAUACAAUAGCCAAAUUCAUAGAGUGUCAGCUGGCCUCUAAAAAGCUUAAAACAUUAAAGGAACUGAGUCAAAUUACUUAGCAAUAACAUUAGAAGACAAUUAUGGACAAUUGCAAUCAGGGUUUUUGAAAACUUGUUAGCUUGGCAUAUCAUGCUUGGGGAACAUUAUUUGUUUGUUGUGAAUCUGUGAUUAAUUUUAUUUUGUCUUUAACAAGUAAAGUCAGCAACAGAUAUUGUGGACACUUUGUACUGACGUGUACAGAAAUGACACUACUACUGUAACUGCUUAUCCCCAUAGGAUGUUGUAUUAAUAGUAGAAACAGUUUCUGUUAAUUGCCAAUCUUCCAACCUCUGUUAGGGACAACUAUUGUUGAAAACAUCCUGUGUGUCCCUUUCCCACUGCCUUCUUGGUCUUCCUCUUCCUCUUUUCCCACCUAUCUUUCCCUCCCAGAUGAUCUUUCCCGAGCCCUUGUUUCUUUUCAAAUAGCCAAAAUACUUCAGCUUUGCCUCUUGUUUCUUUAUAAAGUCCUUUAACCAUUGAUUUUCCACUUUGAAUUCUUCCCUAAUUGACUUAUUUGUUCUGUGCUCCAUCCUUGAUAUUUUUAAAAUUUAGAAAUUACAAGCUUACAUUAAUUUUUUGCAAUAAUUAAGUUAUUGUCAGCUUCACCUCAAAUCCUUGCUGCAUUACACUCGUCAGUGAAUAUUAUUUUUGAGACAGGCCUUCAUUUUGUUUGUUUGUCGUUGUUUUUGUAAUGUUUUUUACAUCUGCAGACUUUUUGGAAAUUUCUUGGAAAAGAUUUUAUUCCCUGAUGUACAGAAGGUAAGCAAUGCUUCCCAAAGUGUAAGCAAUGUAAAUAAAAGUAAUUAUAGAAAUGAUUCAAAAGGUACCUGAAAAAAGCUUUAAGUGAUUUCUGAUAAUUGUAAACUGCUAGAAAAAGUCUUAGGCUUGGUUGCAAAGCUAUAAACGUUAGAUUAAACAAUAAAGUAACUUAGGGCGUCUUCCCAUGAACCAUUUUAAUGUUGCAUACGUUGAAUGAUUUUAUGCAAAAUCUUGCCGAUUGACUGUUUCAAUGAAAUUUAGUUUUAAUAGCAAUGGCAGAACUUUAUUCUUUCAGCAGAGAGAAUACAGUCUGAUACAGCACUGGAACCUUGAUAUUAUAAACCUCUAUAUAACAAAGUCCUCGGUAUAAAACGUGAUUUUCUUCACCCCAGUAAUGGUAAUGUAUAUGGAAAAGCACCUCCAUAACAUAACAAAACCUCGUUGUAGCGAACAUAUUUUGACAGUCCCUUAGCCCUUUGUUAAAUCAAAGUUCCACUGUAUAGAUGUAAAUAAUUAUAUAUUCUUUUAUGUUACUUGUUAGGUGUCUGGAACUACAGAGAGAAGGAUUUGUGCUGUAGGCAUGAUCAAGUUACUCACUGAGAGCCCUGAGUUUCUGAAGACUUAUCAUGAUCUUUGGUGAGUGCAUUCCCCUCCCCUGCUAGUCUUAAACAUCACCCACCCAAGGCUGUGCUCUAGCAAUGUCUUGUGGCCCUUGGUGCCUUACUUUUGCUCCUGGACAACUUGAAAAUCUAAGUUUUCUCAUAGCGGAAGUCAUAUGCCAGGCACACUGGAUUUCACAGGAGCACUGGGCUCCCUUCAAAAAUUUUUGUAGAGCACAGCGUAGCCUCCUCAAAUUCGGUAUCAUGAUCACCAAAAUGUUCAUUAGUUUUGUGCAAUAACAUAAGCAACUUGUUUGUCAAAUCUGUAGGUUUUUUGAGGGUGGAUUUUUUUCAGCAUAAGGAUGAGUAGCCCUCACUUUUGCUGUUGGAAUCUUUAAUAAUUGUUUUUUUGCAGAUGAAAGCAAAAAAUAAAAAAUUCCAAUGGGCAAUGGCGAGCCGACAAUACACACUUUUGUUUUUAAUGAACCCACACUGCAUGUUUGCAGUUUUUUCAAAAUAAGCUAUUUUUUUAACAUUAAUCAAUGCCAUAUCAUUACUGAAUUUUUUUUUAAUCAUAGCUAGUUUUUAGAUAACCAUGUACUUUUACCUCUAGGACACCUUUGUUACAAGCAUUGAUUGGGUUAUUUGAGUUGCCAGAAGAUGACUCCAUUCCAGAUGAUGAGCACUUCAUAGAAAUAGAAGAUACACCAGGUACAUUUUCUUACAAUAACUCAGUUGAAGACCAUCACCAGUUGACUAUCAUACACUCAAACUGUACAUAGCCUGCGUUGCAGCCGGCCCACGCACUCAUCAAAACCAUACAUAAGGUUUAGAGUGUCUGCGACGCAGGCAAACUGUACGUUGGAAAGGCUGUCACAUGGAUGUUUUUUUUUUCUCAAAUCAGUUUUAUUUGUGUUUUCUUAUUGUUGUGUUCUAAACCAGGAUAUCAGACAGCUUACUCACAGUUGGCAUUUGCGGGCAAGAAAGAAAGAGACCCAUUUUCUGGGACAAUAGCUGAUGCUAAAGUCUACCUUGCACAGUCACUGCAGAAGCUGUCCUCAUCUGAGCCUGGGAAGGUUAGACCCACUGUCGUAAUCAUUGCCUAACUUCAAACCCAUGGAGGCUGGGCACAUGUCCAGUUAUUAUGGGAUGACUAACAAGAGACCCACAAAGUCAGAAAGAGGAAACCAAGAUUUAGAAAAUCCUCAAGUUUGGUGUUGCCAUUCUAAUACUCCAAAAUUUACCAAGAAUUGAACCCGACAUUGUGUCCAACUAUCCAUACAUCUCGUAUUAAAUUUUCAAGUUUUUAAAUAGAUAUAAUUAUCUUGUUCACUAUUGGCCCAAUUAACACCAAACUUGAGAAUUUUGCAAAACUCAAUGUUUUAGCCUGACUGGGUAGGUCUUGUGUUGUCUGGCCCAUGAUAAAUGGACUCAUACACAGUCCUCCUAGGCAAAAAUAUUUAUUUUGAAGGUCUGAGAGCAGAGAAGCAAUCAAGGUUGAGUCAUAUGCUAUUUUUCCUUGCUUCCAAAUUGUCUGGAUUUUUGCAUAAUACCUAUUUAUACAUUUGCUGAGAUUUCAUAAUAUUGAUCAUCAGAAAUAAUGGGAUUGACCCAAACGAUUAAAAGACCUUGUCACAGUUUUGAAAGCCAUCUUGACGAGGAGGCAACCACAUUAGAAAUUACUGUGGUUGUAUGACAAUCUAAUGUCGAAUAAUUUCCAUGAAACGGCUGUUUUGAAAAAAAUUUAAGGUGGCCUUUUUAAAGUGAGGGGGGAAGGGGAAGCAGGUAACAUUUUCAUUCUUCAUGUAAAACCAAGGGAAAUUGUUCCAGACCUACCGUAAGCCCGCCCCCCCUACCCCUCCCUCCUCAUUCUUCACUACCAAAUUAAUAAAAAAUGAACUGAUCCGGUAUGGUUUAUUCAUCUGCUGGAAGUUUGUACUCGUUUUGAUCUGUGGUUGCAAGACAAGACCUGUGACCUCAUGCACUUGAACAUUUUCACUUUGUGUCCAAGUUCUUUUUGGAGAAUUGAUACCAUCUUCUGGUUGUUUGAGAAACCAGUAUGGUGCCCAAUUUUAGUAAAUUAAUUAAUUAAUUUAAUCAAUUAAGCCCUCUCUAUUAAGCCCCCGUCAAACGUGCUUGAAAUAAAAUUAUGUUAAAUGUCUUUAUUGAUUUUUAAUUACACAGCUGAUUCAUUCCAAAAUCAACACAGAACUCCAUAAAGAUGCCUUAGGAUUCCUGCAAAAUUAUCUCCAAGCAGCUGGUAUUACGCUGAGUUAAACUUGCUGGCUGAAUUCAGCGAGAGAUCUUGUAGUAUGUAGUGUUAAAAGAGAGUCUUCAAGUUGAGAUGUUUCUCAGCUCAUGGACGAGAGUGCUGAGUAGUAUGGUAUUCAAACAGUUGUAUAGAGCUUGAUCCUUAAUCUCCGAACAGUGAUCAGAAUUUAAAGAAGAGUAUUAAUGAUCAGCAAAUUCCGUAUCCCCCCAUUUUUAAACAGUUUUUCUCGUCAGCAUUUCAGUAAAAAGAAAAUAUAUAUGAAGAAAAGUAUGGCGAGUGCUGUUGUAUGGAGAUUACUGCUUUCAGGGUGAAAAAAUAGUGUUAUUUUUCAUCCAAUUAAGAUCAUGUUAGGCUGCAUAUUAGAAAAGUGCUGUUCAGGAACUUUUGCUUGAGUUGUAACCCUUUUGAAUAUCCAACCUGCGCAAUAAUUAUGAUAAAUGUGUCUACAGAAAUGUGCUCAUUUCUCAAAGCGUUUACUGAGUGCAAAUCUCAUUCUUCACUUCUGUUGAUUUUUGCAUUCCGCAAGCAAGACCACCUGAUCAAAGUUUGAAGAUUAUUGCCUCGUGUAUCAAUAUUGCUUUUGUACUAAUCCUGCUCGAAUUAUAACUGUUACAGUGUUAUAGUGACUUAGCAGCUUAUAAUGCCAACAGUUUUUUAUAAUAUUGAUAUCACUAAGAGGUUGGUUUUCAUGCUGUUUCUUUAAUAUUAGAAAAGACUAAGACCAAUAAUAUUUUGUUUAACAAGCUGAGUAAUUUGCAUUUUUGUUGCAACGUGGACAAAUACCCGAGUUAGACAAACUCUGGUCUACAGUAAGGUGUGCUAGCUUUAGGAGAACACACCAGAAAAGAGAAAAAAAAUAGUAGACAUUAUAUAAUAGCAGUAUUUCAGCUGUUAAUGAUUUUGGGGCCUUUGAAUAGCUAGGAGCUUCCCAUGAUAUUAUUCUUAUUAACCCUGUAAGUCCCAAGAGUGACCAAUAUCAGUUUUCUCCUAACAUGUCAAUACAUCAUUAAGAGAAAAGGUGAUGAGAAAUAACAGAAUGAUCAUCACAUGUAACAUUCUUUGAUCUUUUAUCAAAUUCUCUAAACUAGUUCCUUAAGGAAAUGUACAGUGAGAUCGGUCUCGAGAACUUUUGUUGAUUUUGGGAUUUAAAGGGUUAAUGUAUCCAGCUUAUCUUGACCAC
Molecule: messenger RNA, 28563 nt
Organism: Porites lobata
Lineage: Eukaryota; Metazoa; Cnidaria; Anthozoa; Scleractinia; Poritidae
Source: the annotation of a GenBank genome assembly